AUGGAUAAUCAAUCACUAAGGGAGCAUAACACCUUGAGACUCUGUUAUUCUUCGUAUGAUGGCGCAAGUGCCGUUCAAGACGGAUGGAGAUGCCAAAGCUGCAAGGAACACCCCGACCUCAUGGUGUAUCUUGCCAAAUCGGUAUCCUGGGCUGUCUCGCGCUGGACCGAGACUAGUCUUUUUAAAUAUCUGCAGGGGAUGUCCAAUAACAUUCACAAACGCUCUAUCGAUGAACAGACAGAAUACAUCUUCUCUAUCCUCAUGGUUCUUUAUACGCUGCGGAAGCGCUCUGAGCAAUUGAUUUCAGAUCACUCAACUGAAACAGAUGAGGCAUUGGUCGCGGGUCUGCUUGAUCGCCAGCACCGUCUCCAAACCGCACUCUGGGUGUAUUGUUCGAUCACAAUUCGCAAAAUGCCCAAAUGGUCAAACAUCUGGGACAAAAUCCAGCGCCGUUUGCCGUUUGUCUUUGGCAGAGAGACAGCCAGAAUGCUUGACGAGAAUUUCGAAUGUGGCGUCGCCUGCUUUCGUCCCAGGGCUGCUUGGAUUUCCAAAUCCGCACAACGCUACAUUGAGAUAUCCAAGCUUGCGGGAAUGGCUAAUAAUGACGUCCACGAAGACACACAGUCCAUCGCGAUGGAAGAUUUCCUGGAAUUUAUUGACUUAUCACCCAGGUCCCAGCUCGACGUUAUUUGCCGUUCCCGGGACCGAUAUGCUUCAGGGGGCUCACUGACGGCGACAUCGUCUGACGAAGGACGGGCUGCAGCGACAAGCGCCUUCUUGACACUAGCACGUCUCAAUUUGGUGUGGAGCGAAGACUGUCACCCACGUUUCCGUACAAUGUAUCUCGAGAACCUCAAUAUGUCCCUGGUCGUGCUCCAUUCCUCCCCCGAAGAUGCCCUGCUUGAGAUCUAUCGCCUCGUUUGGGACGCGAAUCCAAGUGGUCCUAUCGGUGAAAGCUAUCUCGCUCAGUUCCGUUGGAACACUCGUUCCGGUCAAAGAUGGACUGAGUUGGAAGACCUAGUUGGUCCUGAGGUGAUUCUGCUGGGGAAUCCUGUUCAGCCUUUUUUGCACGGCCAUCGCUCCGUCACUCUGAGCAUUUCUCAAAUAGUCGAGUUCGCGAGCGAUACAGAGUUCUCGCAAUUCAAGGCCGCCAUAUCGUGUCACCUUGGCUGGCUCCCAGACGCCUGUACCAGACUUCGUGGUGUUGGACAAAAGAUCAUGGACUACCUUUGGGUUGAUGAUACUGAAAGCCAAGAGCGUCUUGGACUCCAGAUCAAGAAUGCAUUGACAGAGGUUUUCGGCACAACGGCGAUGGUCAAGGAAAUCUCUGAUUCCGAUGAAAGGGUGUUGAAGGAAGCCCUAGUUGCGCGAGGACGACGUCACGAUACAGACAUUUUUCCAGCUAAGGUUCGGACGGACAUCUGGUCAUACAUUGUUCUUAGUGUACCAGGUGUCGGGGUUCAGCUCUUGGACGAUGACGGAAAGAAAUCGCCUUUUGACAUGGGAGAGGCGAAAUGCCGGGUAGACUCAUUCGUGCGUGAUGAAUAUGCGGAUUGGCCUAGGCAUGAACUAGAGAGGUUGAGGGAGUGGACAAGGGGGGCAGUGGAAAUCCUCUAUUCGGUCGAAUAG
This is a messenger RNA of Microdochium trichocladiopsis, 1629 nucleotides long. RefSeq lists its product as uncharacterized. NCBI's taxonomy places the organism in Eukaryota, Fungi, Ascomycota, Sordariomycetes, Xylariales, Microdochiaceae. The transcript has 4 exons. Bases 1 to 1629 code for a protein of 542 amino acids. The record is from RefSeq and is a predicted model, not a curated record.